GGAAGAAGAACACGCCCCUUCGUCUUGCAAGCCAUGUGGCUGCUGCUGGUAAAUAAAGCUCCCUGCUAAACAUUUUGGACUUGACGUUACAUUGUGACACGUUUGACGCAAACUGGGGCUGCGCUGCGCGGAUACGACAACAACAACAACAAAAGGAAAAUGUCUGCGGACGUCGUGAACCUCCAGGCGCAGGUGGAGUCGGUGCUGGGGGCGCUGGUCCGAGCGGCCACGGUGGAGUUGACCCGACUGUUCGAGAGCAGAUACCGAGCGUCGGCCGCGGACAACAGGGAAAAGGAGAUAUCCGCGACACUGGGUGGUCUACUGACCGCGACCACCAAGCGCAGCAUCGGCGUGCAAGUGGACGAGGCGAUUCACCCGCUGCCGGAGCUUCCUGGUCCCCCCUUCCUCUCCUACGGUCUGGAAGAGUGUAAAGAGGAGGAGGAGGAGGAGGGGCGUCCCAUUCCGUCAGAAAUGCUCCUGGCUGAAGAUAAUGGCCACGGUGACCCCGAGUGGUCGCCCCCGAAGGAAGAGGUUUUGGCAGAGAUGGUGGAUAUGGUGGGGUUGGGCGUCCUUGAAGAAGAGUCUCCAGCUGAUAGUGACGCCCAAACAGAAGUUGUUUUGCAGGUGUGUGCGGAGACAUCACUGCUGAGCUCCUCAGACAGACAAAAGCCUCUCAUCAUCCUGCCGGACACGAGCGACGUCACUUCUGAGGAGAAGGUGAAGUUCGUUUGCCCAUUGAUCCUCAAGGUGGAGUCACCACCUCCCAAACCAGACAGCUUGAAGGAGCCCGUUCGGGCCGAGCCUCAGCAGUCGUGCGUCAGCACGGCCAGGGGAACCGCCUACAGUCCGUCCCUGUCUGAUGGAGCCGUGACUCCCGUUCCGGUCGGGGUGUGGGAACGGAUCCACGUACCAAAGGAGACGCAGGACAAUCUACACUUGAAACUGAAGUUGACCUCUCCGGAUCGAAAGCUGCUGCGUCCUUGCGCUGUGCAGCUGGUGAACAUGCUCACGUUGCCUGAUCCGGCGACGGAGCUACAGGACCACGUCGCCAACAGCAGAACCGGUUGGCGCCUGCCCAAAGACCUCCGUCGCCACCAAGGCCUCCACACAGGCCACCGCCUCUGCUGCUUCACCUCGUGUGAUGACGGCGUUUGGCGUCUCCAGAGUGUCGUCGGGCACUCCCGGGACGGCUAUGCCUGCAGCAACUGCGGGAAAACGUUCAAACACAGGAAGAUUCUGCGGCGGCACGAGCGAUUCCACACCGGGGAAAAACCAUACCCCUGCUCGGUGUGCUCCAAGACAUUUGCGCUGAGGAAGAGCCUCCGCCGACACCUGCGGUUCCACACGGGCGAGAGGCCGCACACUUGCACGCAUUGCAGCAAAAGCUUCCGCCUGCGGGAAAAUCUGAAAUCACAUUUGAGGUUCCACUCCGGAGAAAAGCCCUUCAAGUGCGCCACGUGCGGGAAGACGUUCAGGAUCCAGAAGAAUCUGGAGAAACACAACAUGAGCCAGUGUGGAUACUUUGUCCCGUCGUUCAGGAUGAUUGCUGGUUUUUAGCUGUGAUCGAGCUGCUGCCAGUGGCUGCACCAAUUUCUACCUCGGACUGAAAACACUGAGUCGCUAUUGUUGACAAAUGUCACGUGAAGUCGAAAUAAGAAAAGUUAAAUCUGAGAGAAACAGAUUGAGGCGAUUCCAGAAAUUAGAGAGCCAUUCCAGAAAGUUUUAUAAUUCUCAGUUACUGUUGGACGGGGGCAUUUUUUAUAUAUCUUUUUUUUUAGAAAACAUAUGCUACUGAUGUUUUUGACUUAUACUUCCUUUGUUUCUUAUUUCUUGCCAUAUGUUUGCUCUCGGUAAUUGUGAACAAAUAAUGAAACCGAGAGUGACUGUGUGUAAAGGUUUUACAGCUGCUCAACAUUUUUUAGCAUUAAACCUUCUAAGGGUUGGAGCUGAUCAAUAAAACCAGUUACAGUUAAAAGGAUCGUCACCUGCCAAACAUUCCUAGUUACAUAUCCAGAUAUUCCACUGUCGUUUGUGUUUGAUGUCUAUUUUUCUUUUUUGAUGUCUAUAUUCUCUAAGUGUUUGGGUUUGUGUUCAUAUUCCGAUUACUGAAUGUAUGUAGUCUUUUUUCUUCCCAUGCCUUAGUUGCCACGUUGGCUAAAAGAAACAGUUUGGAAUAAUUGUUGUGCUAUGUUCUUGUUGGCUUAAAAAAGGCUUUAUAUUCCUUAAUACAUACGUUAUACCCUGACAAGUUUUUAUUUAAUCCUUUUUAAACCUCAGUUUUUUCUUAUGCAUUAAUAGAAAAAAGACAUUUUUGUGACACAGA
Messenger RNA from Scophthalmus maximus (turbot), 2323 nucleotides. RefSeq lists its product as uncharacterized. The record is from RefSeq and is a predicted model, not a curated record. The transcript is spliced from 4 exons. Gene Ontology annotation, biological process: regulation of transcription by RNA polymerase II. The coding region runs from base 160 to 1557 and encodes 465 amino acids. Lineage: Eukaryota; Metazoa; Chordata; Actinopteri; Pleuronectiformes; Scophthalmidae. Gene Ontology annotation, molecular function: RNA polymerase II cis-regulatory region sequence-specific DNA binding; DNA-binding transcription factor activity.